Molecule: messenger RNA, 1349 nt
Organism: Phalaenopsis equestris
Lineage: Eukaryota; Viridiplantae; Streptophyta; Magnoliopsida; Asparagales; Orchidaceae
Product: cinnamoyl-CoA reductase 2
Exons: 4
Coding region: 63-1112 (349 amino acids)
Molecular function (GO): oxidoreductase activity, acting on the CH-OH group of donors, NAD or NADP as acceptor
Source: RefSeq, a predicted model, not a curated record
ACAACCAAUUAACUCUUUUGACAGCCCUUUCGAUACCCUUAAACCCCAUUUCUCCUCUUUCCAUGGAGUAUCAUCUAGAGAAGAACCAAGAGUCAAAAGUUGCUGAUGAAGAAGAGAAGACGACCACUGCUCCAGGUGCCGAGAAUCGAGUAUGCGUCACCGGCGGCAACGGCUUCAUUGGAUCUUGGAUUGUGCGAACCCUAAUCGACAAGGGUUACACCGUCACUGUCACCUUCCAGCCCGGUACCGAUUGUUCCCACCUCCUCUCAUUCCCCGGCGCUGAGGAAACCCGCCUUCAUCUCAGGGAGGCCGAUCUUCUCGACGCGACGGCGAUCGCCGACGCAGUGUAUGGGUGUCGUGCUGGAGUGUUCCAUGUGGCGUCGCCCUGCACGCUGGAGGCUCCGCGGGAUCCGGAACGGGAGCUGCUGAUGCCGGCGGUGAUUGGGACGAUUAACGUUCUGGAGGCAGCGAGGGCCGCCGGAUCUCGACGGGUGGUGCUUACAUCCUCCAUCUCGGCCAUGGUGCCGAAUCCUAAAUGGGCCACUGAUCGACCUGGGCUUCCAGUAGAUGAGGAGUGCUGGACCGAUCUGGAUUACUGUGAAACACGCCAGCAAUGGUAUCCUGUGGCGAAGACGAUGGCAGAGAAGAAAGCUUGGGAAUAUGCCGAAAAGUACAAUUUAGACAUUGUAGCAAUCAAUCCCUCCACAACGCUUGGUCCCCUGUUGCAGCCUGGUCUGAAUGCAAGCUCAGCUGUCCUUCAACAACUCUUACAAGGUUCUAAGGAUACUCAAGAGUUUCACUGGCUUGGCUGCGUGCAUGUGCGUGAUGUUGCUGCUGCUCAGGUCUUGCUGCUGGAGACACCAAACGCCUCUGGGAGGUAUCUAUGUACCAAUGGGAUAUAUCAGUUCAAGGAUUUUGCCGAAUCUGUUGCUCAGCUAUGCCCCAACUAUGGCGUCUAUAGGUUCGAUCAACAAACUCAGCCGGGACUUGUUGCAUGUAAGGAUGCUGCUAAAAGAUUGAUUGAGCUUGGGAUGGUCUUCACUCCAAUAGAAGAGGCAAUCAAAGAGUCAGUGGAAAGCAUGGAAGCAAAAGGAUUUCUUGUUCCCACCUAACCUGCAAUCGUAAUUCAACUAGCCUCUUCCUCAUGAGCAAGAUCUUUAUCAAUAACAAGCUUUUCUAUGAAACAUUAAUUAUUUAAUUAAAUUAAACCAAACACGAUUGAACAAAAGUUUAUUCGUAUUCGACUUAUUUAUAAAUAAAUUUGGAUCAAAAAACCCAAAUUGAUCUUUGAAAUGUAGUUACCCAUUGUUGGGCCAUCAUAUGUUCAAGAUGUCAUGCCAUUUUCAAUU